Triplophysa rosa is the source of this 345-nucleotide messenger RNA. RefSeq names its product PWWP domain-containing DNA repair factor 3B-like. The coding region runs from base 85 to 345 and encodes 86 amino acids. The record is from RefSeq and is a predicted model, not a curated record. The transcript is spliced from 4 exons. Lineage: Eukaryota; Metazoa; Chordata; Actinopteri; Cypriniformes; Nemacheilidae.
GUGAGAUGGCCUUUUCUGUCCAUCAUCAGUGGCCAAAAGAAAUCAAAGUGGCUUGACAUAUUUUGCAAUCCUUCUGCCAAGACCAUGCUUGUGCUUGUAUACGUUGACGAUCAGGACCAAAUUGAUGACAUCUACAUUCACCUCACUUCAGUUCUGUACAGGACAUCCACACAGACUCCUGUCCUUUUUCCAGAGUCCAUCAUCUGUGCCCUUGCUGCUUUGGAAAAUCUCACCAUGCUGGAGGCUGAGGAGAAAUUUCUACAAGGGCCUGUCAUUGACAUAAGUGAGCGGGAGCAGUUUGACAGGAGGAUUAAGAACAUUUUGAAGAAGAGUGGCAACCCAUAG